AUGUUGCACAGUCACACCACUCCGCCCGCCUUCCUCUCCCUCACUCAUCUCUAUCCCUCCACCCCAACGGUGGACCACACAAAACCCCUCGCCUUCGGCUUCUCCCCGUCUCCCCAUCACUUCCCUUCCCUCCCACCAGUUCUGCACGGGGGACCAGGGGCGGGGUGUUGGCCCAACCACGCGCGCUUCUUCGACCCGGCAGCGUACCGCAUCGUGCUGUGCGACCAGCGCGGGGCAGGCAAAUCCACUCCUGCGGGAUGCGUGGUGGACAACCGCACAGAGCUGCUGGUGGGGGACAUGGAGGCAGUCAGAGAGCACCUCAAGGUGGGCGGUGGUGCUGGGCGGCAGCUGGGGCACAACACUAGCGCUGGCAUACGCACAGGCGCACCCGGGGAGAGUGGCAGGCAUGGUGCUGCGGGGGGUGUGCCUGCUGCGGCGCCGAGAAAUCGACUGGGCGGGGCAGAGGCACUCUUCCCAUUCGCGUGGCGGGACCUCAUGGCCGCCCUGCCUGCCCCUGCUCCCACACACACGGAAGGCGACGCGGAUGAUGGCAGUGGGGUUGGAGAUGGGAAUGGAACCGGGGAUCGGAGUGUGGUGGGUGCAUUCUACGAGAGGCUUAUGAGCACCGAUCCAGCUGCGAGAGACAGUGCUGUGAGUCAUGGCAGGGCUAACACACCUCACAUCAUGGCAGGGCUAACACACCUCACAUCAUGGCAGGGCUAA
Closterium sp. Naga37s-1 is the source of this 723-nucleotide messenger RNA. The record is from the annotation of a GenBank genome assembly. Lineage: Eukaryota; Viridiplantae; Streptophyta; Zygnematophyceae; Desmidiales; Closteriaceae.